CGCUCAUUGGCCGAGCGGAGCGCCUGCUUGCGUCGCUCGUUUUGUGGGCGUGGCUUCGCUCCCCCGCUUGCCGCACGCGGACUGUGGGCGGGGCCUCGCUCAGGUGGAGCGGACAGUCGGAGUUGGAGGGUUAGAGCAGCAGCAUCAGGUACACAAGUAGAACCAGAACCAACAGAACCAGAACCAAGGGGGCUGACCGAACCGCGCGCGCUGCAUGGGGCUGGUACCGCAUCGCAGGGGCAGGUGGUGUAAUGUGGAGGGGCAGUUGGUAGUGGGUAGAGGGGCUGCGGGGUGAUCUGGGGGGGUCUGGAGGACGAGAGUGGGAUACUGGGAGAUACUGGGAGUUGUUGGGCUAAAGGUUCUGGAGCAGCACUGGUGAAGUAGAGACAAGAUUGUGGAUCAUAGAUUAGCUCUGGAUCUGCCCAGCUCCCCUUGUGUGCCUGCAGUGCCCAAGAUGCCGCUGGACUCAGGUUGUAUCGGAGAGCGCCCCAGUCGCCCUGCCAGCAAGAACGCCAAGGACAAGAGCAACAGCGCCGCUCUGCUGGCCUCCAGAGCGCGAGUGCGCAUGCAACAGGAGGCGAAUGGGCGGGAGUCCCGCUGCAGUUCUGAGAAAGAUUCAGGAUACUCAGACACCGGUUCUGACUCUCUCCAGAUGGAUGCAGAAGAUCAGCGGAGUGUUUCUGAGCAGAAGCAUCACAAGACCCCGGGGGUUCAGGGUGUUUCGGAUCAGGGGAAGCACCUACUUGUGUCAGCACCCUUGGAGCUCACACCCAUCUUCAUCAUCAAAAAUGUUGUUUUGAAGCAGCCGGGGCAGCCAGGUCAGGAGCAUGUUCUCCAGUCUCCUUUGGGCUGGGGGUCUGGUGGAGCUAACCUUCAGACCCCCACACACCUGCUCCUGUUGCAUCAGCCCGACGUUGGCGCUCCACCAUCGCACCUGCGCAAGUCACAGCGCCAGAGAGCGGCAGAGAGUGGAGGUGGCAAGAAGAGCAAGAGCACCUACCUGCCCAUCCUUAACUCCUACCCCCGCAUCGCCCCCCACCCCAGCAAGAAGAGCUCUGACAAGCCUCCAGCCAGCAGGGGGAGCAACGCAGAUGAGCACAGCCUGAGCAAGAGGGUGUGCACCGAGGAGAAGCGGGAGGAGGUCUCCACUUCUACGCAAGCAGCAACCCACAAGCAGCAAAAUGGGCGCCCCAAGCACCGCUCCCUCUGCCCUUCUGAUGCACUUCUGUCCACCUCCCAGCACCGGAGGAGCCCACGCCCUCCCUGCAGCCCCUCCACCCUCAGCCUGGGAUCCCCCUCCGUGUCCAGCUCGGAGACAUCUUCGCCUCCUUCAGCCUUCGAGUCCAACAAGCCACUGCAGCCACCAUCCAGCAAGGGGCUUCAACAACACACCUCAGGAUUGGCCCCUGACUCUAAUGCACCUCCAGCGAAGGGUGCCCUGCCCACUUCAGUGAAGCACCGACGCUUCCUCAACACGGUGGAGAUCCUAAGCCAGUCAGGGCUGCUGGACAUUACCCUGCGGGCGCAGGAGCUGCUGCGGCAGAGUACCGCUACUGAGCAGGACAUUGCCCAGCUGCGUGAGCAUGCUCAGCUGCUGUGCCAGGCUGCACAGGCCAGUUCCUGUGUGCUCGAAGCCUGGGCAGAGCUCCACCAGGUCAUGGCUCAGUCCGGAUGUUACCCGAGUCUCAAGGAUGUGGUGCUGGAGACCAGUGAGGACAGACAGCCAGAGGUCAACACCAGCACCAAAUUUGAUGCUCCUGCUACCUAUGUGUACGGGAUUAACAGGAGCGAGAUGAUUGAACCUCCGUCUCCUCUGCUCGCCCCCAUGGUCUCUCUGCCUGCAGUUCAGGGAUCUGGUUCCACCUCUCCAGGGUAUGGCAGGGGGCACAGGGGCAGUGUCAGCCUGCCAGAGGAGAUUCUGAUGCCUCCAGACAGCUCCACACAUGGAGGACUGUUGUGAAAUUUGUUUAGUGUGGGAUUAAAGUGAUAAAUUGGAUAAAAGUCAGAUUUGCACAACUUUUCUUCUUUAGCUUUAAGAAGUUCUCUCAGCUUUGCACAGGAGAUACAAAGCUAAUGUAGCGCACAUGUAGUGGAAAGUAUAUACAAUUGAAUGCAAAAGUUACAGUGCUGAACAGAGAAGCUAACUUGUUUUGGUUGUGCAAAUUUGACAAUUCACCAAACUAUUGCUUAAAUAUCUCAGUCUGCGCUGAAGAGAAGCUGCACUACGGGGUGGAAUGUUCAACUUGUGCACUCUCUUGAAGCAGCAAAGUUUAAUGCACAUGCCAGCAACACAGCCUGGUUAGAUCUAUCACAAUGAAAUCGCCCUGAACUGUUUCUUAUUGUUCACUUAUUACUUUCCAUGGUGAGAGAGAUGUGAUGCCCGCUCCUGACAGUCGAAUAUAAAAUAACACAACCUCAAAUGUGUCUCAAAUUGAGUACCGCCAUCUGUUCUAGCAUCCUCUGAGCACAGGUCAUGUUUUUACAGUGAAAAAACUGUAAUGUAUUGUAAGAACUAGUCUUUUUUUGCUCCUGGGCUCCUGGACACACCUGCUGUAAAUACAAAUCACACUUAAAUACAAAUCACAAUUGCCACAUGCAUUUUUGGACCGACUGAAAGUAAAGUAGCAUGUAGAUAGAAGUGGUAGAGUAAUAUUAGAAGAUUUUGCAUAAGUAUGACUAUGCGUUUAAACGUGCAAUGAAGUAUCAUGUGGAAUAAUGCCAACAGUGCUCGAAUUGAGAUGCACACAAAUCUUCUCUUCCAGCUUCAGUAACGACUGUGAAGAAGAGAAGCUCCUGCUGUUAGCCCAAUGCUAGCAAUUUUCCUGUAGUUUCCUGUAUUUGCAGAACAUUGACACUAGUGUUCUGCAAAACCCUCUGUUUUAGAGCUGGUUUUGACACCGUCACCAACCGCACUUCACCACUUGAUUAGGCUCAGACUGCCUUCAUUGAAUUUAAGCUACCACAGUUCAGUUUAAAAAAACUAUGAAAAAGACAGUUAAAUUGGCAGUCUGUAUUAUUUUGUUUCUAAACUGAAAGCAGAAGCAUUUCUGAGUGUAGAAGGGAUAAAAUAUUGUGUUUAAUGGUACCAGUGUGCUGGAUGACCAUCCCUGCUAUCCCUAAUAUAUUCAUUCUAAAAACUGGGGUGUCGGUUGCUUUUUGCUGGAGUUCUUCUGGCCACGUCACGCGCCUUUACAUACUUACAUGAUGUAUAGUUUCUAAAACAGGAUCCGGCUGGUGGAGCAAUGGAGACUUCAGAAGAGAAAACUCAGAUUCAUGCACUCUGAAAGGAGACUGCAUCACACCUGCCCAGUUUAAAAUGAAACUUCCACAUUUUUGGUGCAAUUACCCAUUCUCACCAGAGAGGGGCCCUAAAUCCCAAAACCUACGGACAUCAGCUUUAACAUUAAACAGGAAAAAUGUUGUAAACAGUGUUCAAAACAGAAUAUAGGCUGCUGGUCUUUCAUCCAAUCAAGUACCAACAGUACUCUGUCUUUUUCAGUCUGCUAAAUACAAGCCAGGUCUAUGAAGCAUUUCUUGUCUAAACAGGAACAUCUGGCUUAUCCCUUAUCCUUCCUCUCUGAAUGAUAAUAGGUUGGGCCGGUUCAGUUUCAGGCAGAAUUUUUUGUUUGAUUGGGCCAGAAUGUUCACAAGCUAAAUAUCAAGAUAAACAUAAAACCCAAUUUAAAGCUCUAACAGGAGCACAUUUUUCUCAAGCUGGGGCCCCUGACACCAUCCCUUUGGGGUCUCUUAUUAUGUACACUGUGUAUGUGGCUGGAAUGCUUUAAGCUUUAAGUCAGAGUGCAGUUCAAACAAUGAUAUAACCACCAAACUUACUGAAGUUUUAAUAAACCCAUUUUAUAUUUGGAAAACUCACACUAUACUGUGUCUCUGGGGACCAUGGGAAAUUUACCAGACAAAUGAACCUAACUUUCUGAAAUGUGACCUUGUGAUGCGAAACAAUGUUAAAAUGUAUGUGUACAUUUAUUUGUGUUGGUUUGACAUCACAAGGUCACAUUUUCAAAUAGUUAAAUAGAGUAUUAAUUACUCAUUUUAUCCUAAAAAGUACAACAAAAGGUUGAGAACGUCUACGGUGAAGAAAAUAAGUAAAUAGUAGUACUAGAGUAUAGUAAAUAUACACUAAUAAGAUUUGUGUGCUGGGCUAAUGGAGUGUUUUAAGUACUGAAUGUGAUAACACUAUGGUUGUAAUUGUGAAAUAUUUAUUUUUUUUAUUUAAUGUUACUGUCUGCUUUUUAUUUUUGCAUUAGAAAAAAAUUCACUGUUUGGGAUUCUGAUUCUGAAGUCAACAAUUUCCCUUUUCCCUUCAGCAAAUCAUCAUUUGAGUGAAUGCCGCAACCUGUUACAGGAGAAUUCCACCCAAAUAUCCGCAAUUUACACAUUGGUGAAUUUCCACUUCAUAAUUUAAUCUUAAUUUUAAGAUAGCUUGAUUGAGGGCGUGUUAAAAGCAGCAUUAAAACGGAGUGCGGAGGGGUUCAUUCAUUGUUAUUUCUUUGCCUGUGAGUAUUGUUUUAUUGCAGUAAAUCUCAUUAUUUUAGCUUUAAAUGAAUUGAUUUUGAUGUUUAUGUUUGUGCCGGUGGGCCGGGACCCCUACAGCUUCACUUGUCUCAGCAGACGAAGAAAGACUUUGGCUCUGUGCCAGAACCAGUACCAGGACCCUGGACACUUUUUGAGGAGUUUUAAGGAAAUUAUUUUGACAUGUUCUUAUUGGACCACCCUGUUUAUGUGAGAGAGACGCUGUUGGACGUUUGAGUAACUCUGAACACACGCAGGACUACAGCACUGCUUUAAUACAAUGUACACUUUUUAAUGGACAUUUUUAACUCUGUUUUAUUUCAGACGGCGUGGGUGUGUAAGAAAGUGAGUGUGGCGGUCUAAGGUUUAUAUUCUCUCUGAAAUACACACAACUGUUUUUCUGCCUCA
Messenger RNA from Astyanax mexicanus (Mexican tetra), 4938 nucleotides. RefSeq names its product CiPC domain-containing protein. The transcript is spliced from 4 exons. The record is from RefSeq and is a predicted model, not a curated record. The coding region runs from base 455 to 1960 and encodes 501 amino acids. Lineage: Eukaryota; Metazoa; Chordata; Actinopteri; Characiformes; Acestrorhamphidae. Gene Ontology annotation, cellular component: nucleus. Gene Ontology annotation, biological process: negative regulation of DNA-templated transcription; negative regulation of circadian rhythm.